Perca fluviatilis (European perch) is the source of this 2647-nucleotide messenger RNA. Its product is annotated as probable polypeptide N-acetylgalactosaminyltransferase 8. The record is from RefSeq and is a predicted model, not a curated record. Gene Ontology annotation, cellular component: Golgi apparatus. Lineage: Eukaryota; Metazoa; Chordata; Actinopteri; Perciformes; Percidae. The coding region runs from base 112 to 1965 and encodes 617 amino acids. The transcript has 12 exons.
UCAUACACACAUGCCACUUGUCUGGUUGACGCCGUCAGCCCAGUAGUCAGGGCGCGCGUCUUUCAAGGUUUUCCAUUCCCUUGCUGGGGGUUCAGUCUGUGCGCUAUCACUAUGAGAGCAGUGUGGUUGAAGCGGUCGAUCGUCAUACUGGGGGGGAUCGGGCUCCUCGUCUACGUUGGCAUGUUUCUAAAGGGUGGACAAGAGCCUGACAAACAUCUGGAGACAAGCAUCAACAAUCUUCACAAUGUAGUCAGAGCUUUUGAGAAAAAGCAGGACACCAUGCAGAAAAUGCUGGAAGAGGACAGACUCAGAUGGAGAAAAGCUGCAGAGGUCGAACAGCCAACUGUCAAAACACAGCCAGAGCAGAAAGAGAAACCUGAAGCAAAAAUCCCGGACCAAAAGGAGACUCCUCAAGAGAAAAAGUCUAAUAAACUGUUUCCCAACUCUGCCCUGUUCAAGACGUGGGGGGAGAAUCUCUCGGAGGAUGACCAAAGAGAGGCACAGGAUUUGUUUGUCAAGUAUGGAUACAACGUUUUUCUCAGUGAUCGCCUUCCUCUAGAUCGAGCUCUUCCAGAUACCAGGGAUCCAAGGUGUCUGAAAAAGAGUUACCCAGAAGACUUACCAAAUAUUGGAGUAGUGUUGAUCUACCUGAAUGAGGCCCUGUCUAUUAUUAAAAGAGCUAUGCGCAGCAUCAUUGACCGCACCCCUAAACACCUGCUGAAGGAGAUCAUAUUGGUGGAUGACAAUAGCUCUGAAGAAAACCUGAAGGGUGACCUUGACUUGUACGUGAAGUCGAUCGAGCAGGAGAACCCAAGUCUCGCUAUCAUAAGGGUGAGGAACAAUGUGUCAUAUGGCCUGUCUCACGCCAGGGCGUCUGGCUGGAGGGCUGCUACUGCGGACGUGGUGGCCAUCCUGGAUGCACACAUCGAAGUCCAUGAGCUGUGGGCGGAACCCCUGCUGACCCAGAUCAAGGCUGACCGAACAGUGGUGACGUCCCCUGUGUUUGACAAAGUACUCUUUGAUGACCUCAAGGUUAUUCCAUACCAGCCAGCAUCACACGCCUUCGACUGGGCUUUAUGGUGCAUGUAUGAGAGUUUUUCGGACGAGUAUUACAAACUCAAUGACGGCUCGUUGCCUGGAAAAAGUCCAUCUGUCAUGGGGAUCCUAGUUGCUGAAAGAAAGUAUCUGGGAGAAGUCGGACUUCUCGAUGAAGGAAUGAAAGUGUACGGUGGAGAAAAUGUUGAGCUGGGAAUUCGAGUUUGGACAUGUGGAGGCAGUAUUGAAGUAGUUCCAUGCUCCAAGAUCGCCCACAUUGAGAGGAACCACAAGCCCUACAUGCCUGACCUGAGCAAAGCCAUGAAGAGAAACGCCCUGAGGGUAGCAGAAGUCUGGAUGGAUGAAUACAAACACAACGUCAACUUGGCUUGGAACUUGCCGUUUGAGAAUCACGGAAUUGACAUUGGGGAUAUCUCUGAAAGGAAAAAACUCAGGGAAAGGUUGAACUGUAAACCUUUCAAAUGGUACCUGGAAAAUGUGUAUCCCAAGUUGGAUCCCUUGACUAACCUAGUUGCCUAUGGAGGAAUAAGGAAUCUUGAUGCUGACCAGUGCAUAGACCAAGGACCAGUGCCAGGUCACACACCCAUUGCCUACAAUUGCUACUACUAUGGACCUCAAAUGUGUUAUUAUCGGACAAGCGGUGAGCUCUAUAUCGGCGGCAUCAAGUCCCACAAGUACAAUGACAACCGGUGUUUAAGUGACCUGGGGAAAAAAGAAACGGAGCCUGGCCUUCAUAACUGCAAAGAGGCUAAGCAGAAAGGAAUGGGGAUUCACUGGGACUUCACUCAGGGCAAAGAACUGAAGAACAGAGAUACAAAAAGAUGUCUGGAGAUUAAGAAUGGCGUGCUUCUAAUACAGGAAUGCUCUGGCCAAAGAUGGGAAAUCCAAAACAUAAUCAAAGCCUUUUAAAGUGUACGGCCAACAAGAAGUCCACUCCUCUGCUCAUUGAAAUAGCCUCCAUGCAGAGAAAGGCAAACAAAUCAUAAGCGGAUGGAAAAGUAAAGAAGAAAAGGACAACGAUGGUAUAAAAAGCAUGAUUCAGAAAACAAAGUGUUUCAUAGAUGAGUGAUAUAGUACAGAGGUCUAACAACGGUUACUGAAUUAUGGGUUCGUGCCAAAGUUGAGAACCAAGCCUCCUUAAACAAAUACUCCUUUAUGGUUUGACUGGUUUGAUUGGAUUCCCUAAUCAGUUUUAAACUGUUGUUGUUAGUACUUUUGUAGUUCUGAUUAUUAGAAAGAUACAGUACAACUUGUUCAGACGUCUAAUGUUGUUGGAAAUGUAUUGUAAUUGUGGGUUGUGCGUUCUGGCUAGGCUAGAUGACACAUGCAAAUACUAUGCAAUCAUUGGAGGUGUGGCUGGGUGCCUUAACAUAGUCCAAAACAAAGGUCCCACUUAUGCAGAAUGUAUGGUACUGUGUAUUACCUAAUUAUUAUAGUGUCAAGAAAAGCGAUAACCAUAUUUGGGACUUAGUUAUGGAUUUUACAGGCCAUGGGGGUUGGUAUUGCAGGCCAACAGAGUUUUGUUUGAAAUAAUGUCAAAUAUUGAUCAUUGUUUUUUAUCAUUUGGAAAUAAAGUGUAUAUAUAAAACUG